Zychaea mexicana is the source of this 537-nucleotide messenger RNA. RefSeq lists its product as uncharacterized. The record is from RefSeq and is a predicted model, not a curated record. NCBI's taxonomy places the organism in Eukaryota, Fungi, Mucoromycota, Mucoromycetes, Mucorales, Lichtheimiaceae. Bases 1 to 537 code for a protein of 178 amino acids. The transcript is spliced from 4 exons.
AUGGGAGAACAGGCAAAGUCUCUUGUAGCAGAGAAGAAAGAAGACGGGACAUACGCUCAAUUUUACACGCAAUCGACUUUGGAACACGCUUAUGGUUUGUGCGGCAGCAAUACAAGCAUUAGUAGGAGACUAUCAAGACUUGUGCUCAAUGUCAUCUUACUAUAUCUGUUAGCCAGUCAAGGAUGCUUUUCAUUUAACAAGAUUCGCAAUUUCUGCAUAUAUCUCACGAAGGAAUCUCUUCCGACAAAUUGGCGUCCCAAACUGAAAAGCAAAGCAGAACCAAAGCAUCAAGUAAAGUUGACAGCCGAAGAAUACAUCCAGCGCCAAAAUAAUCUCAAGGAUCACCACAGCAAUCCAUCUACACUUCGAUCAAAGAAGUAUCCAUCCACAACAAAACACCUUGAACGACGUCUGUGCAGAAGUAAGAAGUCAAAGUCAGUAUGUAAACGCACCAAAGAGAACAACGAGCAAAGUAUCAAGCAUAAUGCGCAAUACGACCUGCUACACAAUCUACAAAGAGCCAGGACUUUAGAAUAG